CAGUGGGUGUGAUUUCUACUGUGAAUAACAUAACAAAAAACAUUGAAUAGUUAUCUCUCAAAGAAUCGAGAACAGUAUACGUCUUAUGGAUCGCAGAGUUGGAUGCUGAUUUGGUGAAAGAAUGAAUCAAUUUCUUCGUCUAGUGUUUAUCCUCAUAAGUGUAUUACAUUUUUUAACAGCAGAAAAAUUGAUUAGAAAUCACAGAACUAAAAGACUCGCCGAAUUUCCUACUGUUAAUUCUUCGUCAGUGAUCAAAAAAGCUAAUCUCAGUAUUCUCGAUUUCACUGAUAAUGUCAACCAAAUUUUCGUGGAAACCAAUAACGACCGUGAAGAACUCAUUGCCCAUUUUGAGCGAAUCGAACGCCAGCUGGAUGGACUUAAAGACGACAUUGAAUCCAUCCACAGAGAAAUCAAAACACUUGGCGUGACUGCCGGUUAUUCUGUCCAUGAAGUCGAAAUCAAAUACUGUCUGUCGACUUUUCGCCAAUAUUUGGAACAUCCGGACGAUGAACACACACGAGAUGUUUUCUAUAAACAAGCCGUCACACUUCCUAAACACCUUGAAGCAUUAAUCGACGGUCUGUUGGGUCAAAAUGCCUUCAAUGUUGACAUUAUGGUCGCCUUGCGAGAUGCUAUUCAAUGUCACGGCCGGAAAUUAAAUCAGAAAAUGAAUUCAAUGAUGGGAAUCGUUCAAACCGGUCUUUGGGUGUACGUCAAAUACAAUCAGAUGAGGAACAUCUCCGACUUAUCGCGUUCUUCGUUCAAGAAAUCAAUAAGCGAAUCGUUCAACAAGUUAUCCAACAGACUCCAAGGUGAGGUUCACAAAUGUCGGACAAACGAACGAAACAUUAAAGAAGAAAUGCGUCGCGUCAUCGAGUCAAAGUCGGCCAGCAAUCGGAAAGAAGUUGCCGAAACUUUGUUCGAUUUUCUCGUCGACAAAUACGACACCCGAAAGUGGAUUGUCGUUAUCCUACCACAAACCGGAAGCAAAAACCAAAUUUAUUCCGCUCAAUCUGGCGGAUUUCACACGGCUUCAGCUAAUGGCACCUUUGCGGCCGCCAUAUCUUUAGAGCAGACCUUAUCGCCCGAAAUGUCAACCCAAAUCGACGCCCAUUUGAAAAAUUUUGAAUUUCCGAUGGAAACGUUUAGCAACAUGAAUCGGUUUCCCAUUAAACUAGGGUAUUCUCUGAGACCGAAGAAAGAAGCUCACGAUGUCCACAAACAUCUCAUCCGGCAUUUGGCUCCGCUGAGAACCAACAGUCAACUCAUCAUCGAAUCGCUAGUCGUCGAGACCCCGUGCACACCGUCGAUGGAAAAGAUUAAAGAUUUUGUCAGCAUAGUGGCCUCCAACAGCACGGAAAAUAUGCAGUUCACUAAUAACGGCACUUGCAUUAACCACAUGGUUUUGGUCGUACCUGCAUUGAGACCAACCUUAAUAAUCACAAAUGCUCUCACAUCCGCAGCGAUAUCCGAUUCGCCGUCAUCCGAACGGUUGGACUGGCAGUGCAAUUUAAAUGAAACGGACUCCGACGACAAUCGGAGCAAUCUUCUGCGGAACGAGUUCGGUCAAGCCUUUCUGUCGGUGCAAGGUGACUCCAGUCUAGAAGCCGCGUCAAUUAUUUUGGAAUCGGAAUGGAAAAAUUCCACCGGGCAGAGAUGGCGAUUUGUGGACAACCAAUUGAAAAAUGAUUUCGGCAAAUGCUUGACGGCCUGGAAGGAACAGUCGUGGUACCUUUACCAAUACGAUUGCCAUUCUGACUGGGCAGGGCAGAAAUGGUAUCGCCACGGUUUCCAAAUCGUCAACGGCUUCAACAUGUGCUUAUCUUACGAGGGUAAAAAAGACGGGAAGUUGAUGUAUGUUGUUCAGGAUCUUUGCGAUUCCACUCCGCCGUUCUUGUGGUACGAUUGGGACUCGGUUUGCUGGGAAGCAAUAAUCACUCUGUCAGCUGCUGCCAACGAGAGCCGAGCUCUACGCAACGAAUUUUCCAAGAGCUAUUUAAGUGGCUACAAGGACGAAUCGUGGGCCAAGCACGAACCGUGGAGCAAUCAGCCGGGACAGAAUUGGGAGUUUGUCAAUGGCCAAUUGAGGAACGGCAAUGGCAAGUGUUUGACAGGCAAGGGAUGGUACGUCAACCAAGUGGAUUGCAUGGAUACUGCCAGCGCUAAAACGUGGACUUAUAACGAGAAACGGCAAAUCGCUAGCGAUGAUGGAUACUGCUUGGGUGUCGGAAACACGGAUGGCUUUAUCGUUUAUAACUAUUGCAAAGAUGAUCCUGAAUACCGCUGGUGGUAUUAAUUCAUGUCGCCAGUCGUAUCCCAAAAUAUUCAACCCCGAUUAAUUUGUUGCAUACUUUUAUUCUUUUUUGUUGCAUACGUGGUAUUAAAGGAGAUUUACCAACUGCCGAUAGCCCGCUACAAAUAUAUAGCUGUCUAGAUAAAACGCAGAGUGGAAUCCACUAUCUUUCAAGUGGCCAACAAAAAUCUAAUCGAAGUUUAAUUACUCAUUUACUUUGUGUAUGCUGGUACAUUGAAAAAAAUCCCUGUUUUAUUGCUUUUUAAUUCUAAUUGUUUUUACUUAUUUUUUUUUUUACGUCUCCGACUUGCCAAAUACCUUCAUUAUGUAAUUCCCAAUUCGGCCUCGACCAUAGGCUUUGCUGGGGUAAAUCCAUCAAUAUUUCAUAAUACAUAAUAUACUGAAGUCAACCUUUAA
Messenger RNA from Daphnia pulicaria, 2710 nucleotides. RefSeq lists its product as uncharacterized. Bases 122 to 2296 code for a protein of 724 amino acids. The transcript is spliced from 3 exons. NCBI's taxonomy places the organism in Eukaryota, Metazoa, Arthropoda, Branchiopoda, Diplostraca, Daphniidae. The record is from RefSeq and is a predicted model, not a curated record.